AUGGCGCGGCCUAAAACUGAAUCUCUGGCUGUGGUGCUAUUGGAGCAGCCCAUCUUCAGUGUGAGAGCUCACGUCUUCCAGAUCGAUCCCGCCACCAAACGCAACUGGCUGCCGGCCAGCAAACAUGCCGUCACCGUGUCCUUCUUCUACGACGCCAGCCGCAGCGUCUACCGCAUCAUCAGCGUGGGCGGGACCAAGGCCAUCAUCAACAGCACCAUCACCCCCAACAUGACUUUCACCAAAACCUCCCAGAAGUUUGGGCAGUGGGCGGACAGCCGGGCCAACACCUUUGCUGAGCAGUUUAAGGAGGUGAAGGAGGCGGCUCGUCUGGCCAGGGAGAAAUCCCAGGAGAGGUUUGAACUGGCCAACCCUGGCCUCAACAUUGCAGCUCCCCAGGAGCUGUCGGAGGAUCGUCACUCUCCGCCGCUGCUGACAGUCAACGGGCCUGGGGAGGAGAAGCUGUUUCGCAGCAAGAGUGCUGAAGUGGAGCUGACGGCCGAGAAGGAGAGGGUCAAGAAGAUGCUGUCAGAAGGGUCCAUGUGUGACAUAAACUUGGAAGCUGAACUGUUCACGCUACAGGACAGCAAUGCCAAGUUGGUGGAGGCGCUGCAGGAGGCCAACAGCAGCGUGGAGCAGUGGAAGAAUCAGCUGGCAGAAUACCAGGAGGAGACGGAUCGCCUCAAAGAUCAGGUGGCGGAGCUGGAGGCCCAGCUGGGGCAUCCUGCCGCUGGUCAGCCUGGCAAAGAGGAGCUGAGUCGGUCACUGGAGGAGCUGGAAGCCCUGCUGAGCGAAAUUCAAAGCCUACAAAGCAAGAAAACAGAUGUAGGUGAGCUGGAAAAGGAGAAAGAGGAGGCUAUGGAAAGACUUCAGGACCUGGAGAGGCGAAACACAGACCUGGAGACCCGCGUCCAGUCGGCUGAAAACACACUGGCCUCCAAGCGGCAAGAGCAGGAGCAGACAGAGGGGGAAGUUCGACGAAUUAUCGAGGAUCUGGACAUCAAAAUCUGUGAUCUGAAGGGCCUGAGAGCGAGCCUGGCAAAGCUGGUGGAUAAGUAG
This is a messenger RNA of Menidia menidia (Atlantic silverside), 1056 nucleotides long. The record is from the annotation of a GenBank genome assembly. NCBI's taxonomy places the organism in Eukaryota, Metazoa, Chordata, Actinopteri, Atheriniformes, Atherinopsidae.